AUGGCGUCCACCCACACGUCCGACGUUGAUGUGCUGAUGUCUGUUCUCUCGGCUAUGGCAGUGCGCCGCCAGAACCAGACCGACGAUCCCCUGGUGACGACGCAGCGCCCUACGACCACUCUCAAGGAGAUUCUCGAAAAGAUUCGCGCUAAUCAGGACCAGAUUCGUGAACUCGAUCUCAAGGACAUGGCGGCCAAGAAACGCAAACUACGAUCGUCAGGCGGCGAUUUGGUGGCCCGUGUCUUCCAGCUGAACCACACGGUAAAGCGGCUUUUGCUGCCUGGCCAUGAGAUUGGAGACGUUGGGGCUACGUCGAUGGGCAACAUGCUUCGAGCCAACAAUACCUUGGCCCACCUGGACCUACGAGGGAACGAGAUUACAGUGCAAGGCGUACGCGCCCUCAGCGACGCUCUGUAUGGUCACGAAGCACUUGAGUACUUGUGCAUCUCAAGUAAUCAAGUCGGAAACGAGGGGGCAAAAGCUCUAGCCAAAGUGCUGCCCUUCAACGGUUCAUUAAAAUCGAUCGAUCUCGCGAAUAACGAGAUUGGCGAGGAAGGGGGCAGUGCCUUGCUGGAGGCAGUGCUGCAAAACAGGUCGCUCGUUAGACUACGAUUGGUACAGAAUGACAUCCCACAAGACAUUUUGGACAAGAUUCGGGCGGCUUUGGUUGUCAACAAACUCAUGCAGAAAAAAGUAAAGAGAGAUGAGACGAAAAGUCGACAAACGGGAGACAAGGGCGACGAGGCGUCGGAAAACAUGGGAGAACAAGAGAGCGACAGCUCCAGUGAUAAUGAAGAAGAGGAUGAGUCGCUCUGGAUUUGA
Messenger RNA from Hyaloperonospora brassicae, 822 nucleotides. The record is from the annotation of a GenBank genome assembly. NCBI's taxonomy places the organism in Eukaryota, Oomycota, Peronosporomycetes, Peronosporales, Peronosporaceae.